This is a messenger RNA of Erythranthe guttata (spotted monkey flower), 2017 nucleotides long. RefSeq names its product Tetratricopeptide repeat (TPR)-like superfamily protein. Gene Ontology annotation, molecular function: RNA binding; protein binding. The record is from RefSeq and is a predicted model, not a curated record. Gene Ontology annotation, biological process: RNA modification. NCBI's taxonomy places the organism in Eukaryota, Viridiplantae, Streptophyta, Magnoliopsida, Lamiales, Phrymaceae.
GAAUGAGAUCAUAUAAUGUGCCAAAGGUUGAAGGCGUAAAUUUUCAUGAAAGUGAGAAUGAUUCACAUCGGCUCUCUUAAUAUUCAACAUCUCUAUACUAUUUGUUCCCAAUGAAAGUUUCAAAAUUAACAAGUUUGCUGCAAAAAUCUCUCACCACCGAUCAAGCAAAAGAGCUCCACUGCCAAAUACUAAUCAACAGUCUCAAGAAUCUCGAGCCACUAUUAAUCCGUCAGACCCUCAAAUAUUCAUCCCAUUACUCUCCAAGAAUCUCUCACUACGUCAAAUCGAUACUCCGGCGUAUGCAAAACCCGGAUGUUUUCUCGACGUCGUGUACAAUCCGUUAUCUUUCUCAACAUGGGCAGUUUAGAGAAGCUUUCUCUCUCUACGUACAGAUGCAUAGCUCCGGGCUUUUUCCAAGCACGUUUGCCGUAUCUUCUGCGCUCAAGGCUUGUGCUAAGAUUUUAUGCCAAAUAGGUGGGUUGAUGAUUCAUGGGCAAGUGGAGAAGUUUGGUUUUCGGAACGUUGUUUUUGUUCAGACCGCUCUUGUCGAUUUCUAUUUGAAAAUGGGGGAUUUGAUGAUUGCCCGUAAACUGUUUGAUGAAAUUACUGAGAAAAAUGUGGUUUCUUGGAACUCGAUGUUAGAUGGUUAUGUGAAGUAUGGGGACAUGGCAAUGGCACAGAAUGUGUUCGAUGAAAUGCCGAUGAGAGAUGUGAUAUCUUGGAAUUCCAUGGUUUCGGGUUUGGCUAGAGCGAAGGAUAUGGAGCAGGCGUAUGAAUUGUUUCGUCGAAUGCCGGAGAGGAGUUCCGCUUCUUGGAACACGAUGGUUACUGGAUACAUACAAUGUGGUAAAAUAGAGUUGGCGCGCAACUUUUUCGAUGCAAUGCCGGAGAGGAAUAUUGUUUCGUAUAUCACAAUGAUUUCCGCCUACUCAAAGUAUGGAAACGUAGAGUCUGCGAAAGAUCUCUACGAUCAAGUGAUCGAGAAAAACCUGCUUUUGUACAACGCCAUGAUUGCGUGCUUCGCUCAGAACAAUCGGGCAAAAGAGGCACUGCAGUUGUUCGACGAAAUGCUGAAGCCAAACGUUAAUUUUCAGCCCGAUAAAAUGACGUUAGCAAGUGUUAUUUCCUCUUGCUCUCAACUGGGAGAUUCAAAGUACGGUGCUUGGAUCGAAUCGUACAUGAGAGAAUCAGGGAUCCGAAUGGACGAUCAUUUGGCCACAUCUUUCAUUGACCUGUACGCAAAGUGUGGAGAUAUCGAAAAAGCUUAUAAACUAUUCAACGGCUUACAAAACAGGGAUUUAGUCGCGUACACCGCAAUGAUUUUAGCAUGUGGUAUAAACGGUCGAGCGAAAGAUUCAAUCAAGCUAUUCGAGGAGAUGAUGGAUGCCGAUAUUAUCCCGAACGCGGUCACUUUCACCGGAAUAUUGACCGCCUAUAGUCACGCCGGUUUGGUCAAAGAAGGCUACCGUUGCUUCAAGUCAAUGGAAACGCACGGACUUGUCCCGUCGCAGGAUCAUUACUCGAUCGUGGUUGAUCUUUUGGGUAAGGCUGGGCGAUUAGAAGAAGCUUAUGAGUUGAUUAAGAGAAUGCCGAUGCAGCCACAUGCGGGAGUGUGGGGUGCUUUGCUGCUUGCUUGCAGCUUGCAUAACAAUGUCGAACUUGCAGAAGUUGCUGCAAAGAAUUGUUUCGAGCUCGAGCCCGAUAGUAGCGGUUAUCGUUCUCUUCUUGCUAAUGUAUAUGCAUCUUCCGGGAGAUGGGACGAUGCUAAAAGAUUGAGGGUAGGGAUCGAAGAGAAGGGUCUUGUCAAAAUACCGGGGUCUAGUUGGAUGGACUGUGCCACGUCAUAGAAUGGCUACUUCGUGAAUUACGUAACGUAAUUUUCUUGCUUCCUCGUAGCAUUAUAGUAUAGUAUAGUUUACGGGGGAUUUGCUAACAGUGCCUCCGAUGUAAUUUGUAUUAGCAAAAAGGAUAUGCUUAUUUUUUGUUUGCAUAAAAGUCGCUCGCGUCUUCAUUUUAC